ACUUAGAUCCAAAUCCAUCUCGCUUACGAUUCCAAUCCCAAGUUUCCCAACUCCUCCAACCGAAUCCCUUAUAAUCCUCGCCGUCAACAACCACCUCCAAUAAACCGUAACAAGCCAGCGACAUCCAAGAACGCACGGCCACCGCCAUGGCCACCGCGCGCGGCCUUCUCCUACCGUGCAUCCUCUCGUUCCUCCUCGCCGUCUCGGCCUUCGACUCCGCGCCCCUCUCGACGCUCGUCGCCGCCUCCGCCAAUGGCAGCUCGCGCGACGACGUCCCCGCCCAGCUGAGCGCGUACGAGAUGCUGGAGGGGUUCGGCUUCCCCAGGGGCAUCCUGCCGGUGGGCGUGACAGCGUACAAGUACCGGCCGUCGGACGGCGCGUUCCAGGUGUACUUUGACGGGGACUGCGAGUUCGAGGUCCCCGGCGGGUACCGCCUCACGUACCGGCGGGUGAUCUCCGGCAACGUCGAGGGGGGCAGCAUCCGGAACCUCGGUGGCGUCUCGGUGAGGAUGUUCCUGCUGAACUGGGGCAUCGACCGCGUCGUCAUGGAGGACCCGGGCCAUCUCAUGUUCUACGUCGGCCCGCUGUCGCAGGCGUUCCCGGCCGACAGCUUCGAGGAGUCCCCCGAGUGCCGGUGCCGAAGCCGCGGCGACGACGGGGACGGCUUUGACGUGGCGGCGAUGUAGGAUCCGGCCGUUGGGUACGUGCAGCGGCGAGUUAAGUUGGACCUGCGUGCAUGCAUGUGGAUUAAUCGAGGUGCAACGGAGGUGGUGAUCAAACGGAACGACGAUUUGGCCGUGAUAUUUAUGCAAUUUUUUUUCGCAUGUGCAAUUUCGUUUUGAUUGUUUAAGGUGAGAUGCUUUCUAUCAUUGUAUAGAUCUGAAGAGCAUUGUGACUUUGCGUAGGCGCCGCGAUUAAAUCAGAGUGACAACUAUUAUUGGUUA
Phragmites australis (common reed) is the source of this 944-nucleotide messenger RNA. RefSeq lists its product as uncharacterized. The record is from RefSeq and is a predicted model, not a curated record. Lineage: Eukaryota; Viridiplantae; Streptophyta; Magnoliopsida; Poales; Poaceae. The coding region runs from base 147 to 686 and encodes 179 amino acids. The transcript has a single exon.